AUCCCAUACAUUCCCGUGUCCUACUGUGCACAUUAUGCAGAGUUUUUCUAAUUGGCCCCGUGAGGCAGUAGUCGACGCACAUUUCGUCAGCUGGGGACAGCAGCUGUCAAUCAAACUGCAUCUUUAUAACCAGCGGCAGAAGCUGCAUCAUUGCGUCUCAGGAUAAACCCUGGGACAGACAGGAGCUCCACUGUGAUUAUUGAUCGGCAAUCGAUAGUUCUGUCUGAUGCAGUUAUUCAAUCAGGUUUGGAUUUAAAGUGGUAGCAUUGCUUAACAUAUUAAAUCAUUCUUUUUAGCAUUUUCUCCUUCUUCUCCUGGCAGGCUUUAACUUUUCCUAGUGUUUCUUCUUAUAUCAUCUCCCCAUCUUUUUGGGAAAGAUGGAUAAGUUGAGUGGGAACAAUGCAACACUUGUGAACAGCUCUAUAGACAAGUGGUCCUUCAAUGAGCGAGGCUUGUACCCACACCUGGACCCCGGGGAGCUGAGGGUCCUGAUGCCGGCCAUUCUAGGAGUCCUCUGUUGCUUGGGUGCGGCUUGUAACCUCACUGCAAUGGUCAUCUUGUUCUCCAGCGCUCACAGGGGCAAACUAUCUCUCAUCAACUCCCUGGUCUUCAACUUGAUGUUUGCCGACGGGCUGGUGCUGCUGUUCGCUGUGCCUUUCAGGGCUGCGGUCUACUCCAAAGCCUCCUGGACUCUGGGCUGGGUUGUCUGCAAGACGGCCGACUGGUUCCUCCAGUCCUGCAUGGCAGCCAAGAGCUUCACAGUUGCCAUCAUGGCCAAAGCUUGCUACCGCUACGUUUCCAACCCCAACAAGCAGGUGAGCAUCCACCUUGGCUCCAUCCUGGUGGUGUUCUUCUUCAUCUGGCUGUCCGCUUGCUCCGUCACCAUCCCUCACUGGCUGUUUGCCACGCUCCAGAGAGAAUCUCGUGGACUGGUGUGUGUGAUGGUGGUUCCUCCUGAAGCCCGGGACUUCAUGGCUGUGUACGUCAAAGCUUACCCCCUGGGAGUGUACUGUGCACCCCUCAGCUUUUCCCUGAUUUAUUUCUGGAGGGCUUACAGCCAGUGCCAGCGGCGCUCCAGUAAGUCUCAGAACCUGCGCACACAGAUAAGGUCCAGGAAGCUUACCUUGAUGCUGUUCAGCCUGACCGUGGCCAUGGCUAUUCUCUGGCUUCCACAGUGGGUGGAGUGGGUUUGGGAGCGUCAUAUAGCAGAAAAGGACAUUGCAGGAGCCAAGCCUCUCGUCUCCUCUCUUCCCCCUCUUCUGACCCUUUCUGCUCAGCUGCUCACCUUCUCCCUGUCCCUGGUGAACCCUCUAAUCAUCCUCUCCCUCUCCGAGGAGUUCAGAGAGGGCUACAGGGGGCUCUGGAGGCGCCUCACCAUGCGCAAACAUCGUCCUACCAAGAAAAAACCCGGACCUCACAACCCUACUUGUCUCCAGUCUCCUCGCCCCAGACCGGAGACUUCGUUCCAGCUGCGGGGGGAGAAGAACAAUCGAUCAACCUCCAGCCAGGGUCCCUGCAGAGAGGCUGAGCCCCAGCAAGAGCAAGGAGGAGAGAGAGAAGUAGACACAGAGAGUCUCAAAGAUGGGAUCGUCUUGCCUGAUCUGGAGCAGUUUUGGCACAUGAGGGAGACUGGAUCUAAUGCGGAGGAAAAUGAUCCAGUGCCGUGGGAGAACCAAAACAAAGAGGGGGAAACAUAACACCAAUAUGAUCCUCAGACAGCAGCUUCUUCAUCUACAGAUCUCAGUUUAUGUACUGCUGCUCACUGCACUAUCAAUUCAUUGUAUUCUGUCAACAGUGUUAAUGUAAUUAUUCAAAGGUAAGACGUGCAAUACAAGAGUGGAGUACAAGUGGAGCAGUGUCUUCAGUAUAUAUGAUAAAUAUUACACAAUUAUUGUCUUUCUUCUGUGUUUGGAAUUUUAAAAAAGUAUAUAAUAUAUAAUGGAAGAAUAAUUAGGGUGAAAUUACUUUGGUGGCUGUAAAUAACGCUUGUGUUAAUGAUGAUAAUGUGAAUUCAAUACACAGUAUAUUUAUAUAUAUAUUUCAUUAUACUCUUUGGUAUAUUAAACAUUGUAAAUUACAGGUUUCUUGAAUCAACUGAACAACCCACUGUGGGAGUAGUAAAAUGUUUAACGACUGGUAUGCUGCAAAAAAUCUAGCAUAUUGGAAGUACAUGUUAACAUCCGUAAAUGUAUGUUGCCCUCAUGUGCAAUCAUUGUAUGAGUACACUCUUUGGAUAAGCAGAUUUUUGUAAGUGAAAGUGGAGAAAGUGUUAGUUUUCUGUACUCUUUUUGUGAGAGAGAGCUUUAUGUCGCUAAUCAUUGUGCAUCAAAAUGAAUAGUGUUUACA
This is a messenger RNA of Notothenia coriiceps (black rockcod), 2346 nucleotides long. RefSeq names its product G protein-coupled receptor 151 (gene gpr151). Gene Ontology annotation, biological process: G protein-coupled receptor signaling pathway. The record is from RefSeq and is a predicted model, not a curated record. The transcript has a single exon. Gene Ontology annotation, molecular function: G protein-coupled receptor activity. Lineage: Eukaryota; Metazoa; Chordata; Actinopteri; Perciformes; Nototheniidae. Gene Ontology annotation, cellular component: plasma membrane. The coding region runs from base 378 to 1697 and encodes 439 amino acids.